Messenger RNA from Fundulus heteroclitus (mummichog), 4915 nucleotides. RefSeq names its product transcription factor COE3. Gene Ontology annotation, molecular function: RNA polymerase II cis-regulatory region sequence-specific DNA binding; DNA-binding transcription factor activity, RNA polymerase II-specific. The record is from RefSeq and is a predicted model, not a curated record. The transcript is spliced from 16 exons. Gene Ontology annotation, biological process: regulation of transcription by RNA polymerase II. Lineage: Eukaryota; Metazoa; Chordata; Actinopteri; Cyprinodontiformes; Fundulidae. The coding region runs from base 557 to 2248 and encodes 563 amino acids.
GGAGCCCGAAAGAAUGAGUUCUCCGCCGGGACGGAGGAGCCAUAAAGAGCCGGGGAGGGAGGGCAGAUUUCUCGCUGCCCAAUCCCCCUGUUCCCCCGGGAGAAGCAGCCUUCAACGGCCCGUCCCUCCCUCUUGUUUGCUAAUCAUUUCAUUUUACUCCCUUUUUGAAGCGCUGCCUCGUUUUUUAUUCCACUUUUCCUUUCCUCUCGAUCCGUGGCUGCUCCUCUUUCUGAUCCCGGCUUCGUGCGCCCCGGCUCACCGGACCCUCUUUACGGCUCUCCUCGCUCCGUGCUCCUCUCUCCAACCCGCGGCUGGGAUCUAAACCAAGCCCGGUGAAGCCCAGAGGAAUCAGCGGCUCUUUUCUGGAUCAGUACUCGGCACUUUGGGGACGCUCGCAGUUGCGCCUCCUCCCUCCUCCUCCUCCCCUUGUCCUCAUCACUCCUAUUUUCUCCACCUUAAUCCAGGUGGUCCUCUGGCUUCUUUGAGCGGCUGGUACAGGGAGGAUUAUUCUUCAUCCUGUUUCUGGUGAAUAAAAAGCUCCCAGAAGGACAUUCUGAUGUUCUCCAUCCAGGACAGCCUCCCCCGGGGGGGCCUGACCAUGAAGGAGGAGCCGCUCCCCACCGGCAUGACCCCGGUCCGCUCCUGGAUGCAGGGCGCAGGGAUUUUGGACGCCAACACAGCGGCCCAGAGUGGCGUGGGACUGGCCCGGGCUCACUUUGAGAAGCAGCCUCCUUCCAACUUGAGGAAGUCCAAUUUCUUCCACUUUGUUCUGGCAUUGUAUGAUCGGCAGGGUCAGCCAGUGGAGAUCGAGAGGACUUCCUACGUGGACUUUGUGGAAAAAGACAAGGAAUAUAAUGGAGAAAAGACCAACAAUGGAAUCCACUACCGCCUGCAGCUCCUGUACAGCAACGGCAUCCGGACAGAGCAGGAUCUUUACGUUCGGCUCAUCGACUCCAUGACCAAACAGCCAAUCCUAUACGAAGGUCAGGACAAGAACCCGGAGAUGUGUCGAGUCCUCCUCACCCACGAGAUCAUGUGCAGUCGAUGCUGCGACAAGAAGAGCUGUGGAAAUCGGAACGAGACGCCUUCGGACCCGGUGAUCAUCGACAGAUUUUUCCUGAAGUUCUUCCUGAAAUGCAACCAGAACUGUUUGAAAAAUGCUGGAAAUCCUCGGGACAUGAGGCGGUUCCAGGUGGUGGUGUCCACUACGGUCAACGUGGACGGUCACGUGCUGGCCGUCUCAGACAACAUGUUCGUCCACAACAACUCCAAACAUGGCCGCCGCGCCCGGCGUCUGGACCCGUCUGAAGCAGCCACGCCCUGCAUCAAAGCCAUCAGUCCGAGCGAGGGCUGGACGACCGGCGGCGCCACCGUCAUCCUCAUCGGGGACAACUUCUUCGAUGGCCUGCAGGUGGUCUUCGGCACCAUGCUGGUCUGGAGCGAGCUGAUCACCCCCCACGCCAUCCGGGUACAGACUCCCCCUCGGCACAUCCCUGGAGUGGUGGAGGUCACGCUGUCCUACAAGUCCAAACAGUUCUGCAAAGGAGCGCCGGGACGCUUCGUCUACACCGCGCUCAAUGAGCCCACCAUCGACUACGGCUUCCAGAGGCUACAGAAGGUCAUCCCUCGCCACCCUGGAGACCCCGAGAGGUUACCAAAGGAGGUUCUGCUGAAGCGAGCGGCCGACCUGGUGGAGGCGCUUUAUGGGAUGCCGCACAACAACCAGGAGAUCAUCCUGAAGCGAGCCGCCGACCUCACCGAGGCGCUCUACAGCGUCCCCCGCAGCCACAACCAGCUGCCGUCGCUCACCGGCUCCGCCGCUCACUCCGGGAUGAUGGCCGUCAACUCGUUCAGCAGUCAGCUGGCCGUCAACAUCAGCGAGGCGUCCCAGGCCGACCAGGGUUAUUCCCGUAACUCAAACAGUGUGUCUCCUCGAGGAUACGUGCCAAGCUCCACACCUCAGCAGUCCAACUACAACACCAUCACGUCCACCAUGAACGGGUACGGAGCAGCGGGCAUGACCAACCUGGGCGUCCCCGGCUCUCCCAGCUUUCUCAACGGAUCCACCGCCAACUCUGCUUACGCAAGCCCUUGUUCAUUCUCUCCUGUCCAUAUGAUCUCCGCAGUCAAACAGAAGAGCGCCUUCGCCCCCGUCGUGCGGCCACAGACCUCCCCGCCCCCCACCUGCACCACCACCAAUGGCAGCAACCUCCAGGCCAUGGCCGGCCUCAUCGUGCCCCCCAUGUGAGGACACCUCAGAACAGACCCGAGCCAGAACCGCCGCUGCUUCUUCCUCUCUUCCACCACCAGCAGUCCACAUCACGCUGCCCCCUGCUGGCAGACGCUUUGCGGACCGGAUGAUCUCCAGCUGGUUCUGUUGUUCUGAGACAAUAAACGGUUUUCUCUGGAACUAAGUGGGAAGCAGUCAGGUCCAUCGGGAGCUUCGGUUUGGAGAAACGUGCCGAAAAUCACAGCUGAGCUGAAGGACAAGCGUUUAGAUUGCACCCAAAUUCUGCCUCAAACAGGAAGGAGUGAAGAGGGGAACAGUUUCAGCCUGUAGAGAUUUAAUCUUCAGAACAGCUGAAUGUUGCUCCUGCUCUGGUCUCUGAGUGAAUCUGGACCUUUCCCUGCAGCCUUCUCCAGCUUGUUGAUGGAGAACUGAAGAGAUCCGACAUCCAGAGUUUGUUCUGUCAGAAUGUGAACAUUCUCCCAGAAUUAACAAAGAAGCCAUCCUGGUUUUAUUUCCAUCAGCUUCCUGCAGCCGUUCUAAAGCGAUUGCAAUUAAAAGCAGAGAGUUUGAUCCAAACCAGUUAAUAUUCUGAUUGUGGUGGUUGGAAAUGUUCCCUCUAACCUUCAAUCCUGUCAGUUCUCACAGGAACCAGAGCUCCCAGUGGACCCAGCUGGACCAAGUCCAGUUGAUGUUAUUUUAAAAUGGGACCGGGGGGGGGGGCGUCUGCUCGGAGCGUGUUCCUUUCUGUACCAUAGCUUCCAGCCAUGUUUGUGUCCUAUAUCCUGUAAAGAAGGACGCUGCAGAGUUCAACUUCCUGCUUCUUCCUCACUUUUUUGAUCCUGUUUGAUAGCUUCUUUCCGCUGAUGUGUCGAGUCUUAGAUCGGAACCAGAACAAGGUUUGGACUCUGUUUUUUUUUUUCUGUUUGUUUCUCCUGGUUGUGAUUAUUUUCCAUGUAUUUAAGACGUCAGCUUUGGGCGUUCCUUCUGUGAUUUAGGCCUGAACGAUAGUCUGGAUUAUACCUGUCAACACAUGGAUGUCUUCAUACCUUUUAGAUCUUGUAAAAACAGUAACCAAGUAAAAACAACAAUCCUGUUUUUGUAAUAAAAAAUACGAAAGAAAAAAAAACUAAUUUAAACAAAAAACAAUGUGACGAUCGACCUUGGAAAGCAGGAAGUUAAAUCAACGCUUUCAUCACUUUUGUAGAAAAUGCUUUUUCUGAUAUUUAACUUUUUGUAAAAGACUUUGUGUUUUUCCUGCUUUUUCUUGUUCUGUGUGGAUUAUUGUGAAAUCUAUAUUCAAGGUUAUUUCUAAAUGCACUGUUUUGGUUGGAGCACUAAAGAAGAAGAGAAAAGAUGAAACCUAGAACCAUGUGAAGCCACAUGUCUUCAUCCAGGAACCUUUGUACUAACCUCAUAUUCCUACAUCAGGGAUGAAAUCCUUGUCUACGCUUGGCUUUUAUUUGACAGACAGGAAACCUGCAUUUAGUCAGCAUCAGUGGUUCCGGUAACGUUCCAGCAUCAGUGGUUCCGGUAACGUUCCACGCGAUCCGGAUCAUUGGCCUGCAGAACCGUGUUCCCUGCAGUUUGGUCAUCCUGCUGUCAAAGUUCAGGAAAUCCUUCUCUUCUGCACAGAUCAGAGAGUAUCUCAGUUCCAGAUUAGAUUUCCUCAGGUUCUUCGACACAAGAACAUUUUAGUGAAAACGCCAAAAUCUUUAAGAAGAUCCAACAUUUUUUUUAGUUACAAAGCAAAUCUGCUUAAAAUGUCCAGUUUUUCAAACGGUUUUGGAUUUAUAUUUUUACUUCUGCAGAAAAAAGAGGAGAACAUUUUAGACUUCAGGUGGGUUUUUCUCAGGUUCUCCAAAAAGUUUUUUAAUUGAUUCUUUUACAGCAGCGAAGAACGAAGCUGGACGUUAAUACGAAAUCCAGGGAAGUUUUCAAACUAGAUUUUUCUCUGUUCUUAGAAAAGAAAGAAAUGAACAACUGAGCAAAGAGAAUUUAUUUUAGCACAGAUUGUAUCCAAGAGAACCAGCCAGUUCCUCCAGAACCACAGCAGGCGUUCCAUGAUUGCUUUUGAGUUUCUUGGGUUUAUACGAUUGAUUUUUCAAAAAAAGGGGUUAAAAUUUUACGUUUCCUAAACUGCUCCAGAUAUGUUGCAGGGUUUUAUCAGAACAAAUAAGUUUAGAGUCCGGAGCGUCUCUGGAUCCCACCUGCAGGGAGUCGGAACACGUGAAGCACCAGCUGCGGUUACUUCCUUUCCCACUUCACAUUUUUCCAGUUUUCCAUCAGUCAGAAUGUGGAACGUUGUGGAUCUGAACGGGUAAAACUGGAAGUGCUGAAGGAACACAGUGACCUGGAACCGUCUCCUCUGGUGUCUCCUCCAGGUCUUCAGCUCAGAGUUUAAGCAGAAACAGAAACGUUUGGAUGUUUAACUUCAAUGUGAAAGAGGGCAGAGGUCUAUCAUCUUUGUGAAAUAUAAAAUAUAUCAAAGUAUAUCAAAGCACAAUGUUUAAUUAUUGUCUUUAGAAUGAAGCCCCCGGGGUGGGGCGCUCCCCCUGCCCGGGGCCUUGGUUUCUCUGUCUCUGGCCAUGCUGUAAAUAGAUGCAUGUCUUCUGUUCUUCAGCUGUUUUCUUGUGAUCCGUGUUUUUUGUACAGAAACAGUCUAAUAAAAAUUACGUUUGGCUUGAA